Messenger RNA from Paecilomyces variotii, 1029 nucleotides. RefSeq lists its product as hypothetical. The record is from RefSeq and is a predicted model, not a curated record. The transcript has a single exon. Bases 313 to 825 code for a protein of 170 amino acids. Lineage: Eukaryota; Fungi; Ascomycota; Eurotiomycetes; Eurotiales; Thermoascaceae.
GCUGGAUAGUCCGCUUCGUGGGAAUUCUGUAUUCUGUAUUCUGUAAUAAUAUCGACCCUCUCUGGCCUUCCUCAUCACCCCGUACUCUAGACUAGACAACCCUCGACUCCAUAUCACCCGCAGCGGCAGAUCGUCCACCCGAGCAAGGGGAAAUCCAGACGGACGGCGUGGGAAGCACCACCACCAGCGCGCAGGGAAAAAAAGACAGACUCGACAUGCUUUUCUGGUCAUUUUUUUUCCCUGGUGGAGGAUCCGUCAUAUUAACAGAUCGGGACUAGGCGCUCUGGGGACGUGGACGGGAUUCCUGGGCGGAUGGAUACGCGGUGUCUUGUAGUAGUUUACUACCGCUGCUACGGCUUUCUCUUCUCUCUCUUCUCUUCUCUUCCUCUCCUCUCCAUUUCCCUUCUUCUUCUUCUUCUUCUUCUUUUCCUCGAUUACUACGCAUCCUCGCCCGGGCGUUUCUCUCCCCAUCUUGACUUUCUCGCACCCACGGGCCUGGACGGACGGGUGGAUCUCUCUCUGCGCUUCUUUGCUGCCUCUGGUCGCCGCCGCGGCGACCAUUGUAGUUUCUCCCACUACUUCUCUUUCUCUCUCUCUCUCUCCCCAUCUCUCUCUCUUUCUCACACUUCUUCCCCCCCUACACUUCCCUCUGCCAUUCCUCAUUUGACGCCAUAUUUCGCCUUCCUUCUCUCCUCCCUCUUCCUUCUCCCUUUCACUCCCGCCAACAUUGUUCCUCCCCUACUCCCCGUUUGGGUCUCGUGCCCUCGAGUCUCCCAGGACAUACAGCCACUCCCUGGACUGUUUGAUGUUCCUGUGCCCGGCUGACUUUACUACGGCCGCUUGGCUACUCACACCCGGGACUUGUCCUCUUCUGGUAGUUCGCGCCUCAAACUCUCGUCACUCCCUCCGGGCAGCACUUUGAUAUUCCGAUAUCAACGCUUCCCACGCGGACAACGCGGGCCGCAGACCUAGAAAAUCUGCGGGCUCUUCCCCCGUCCACGCUCUCCCAGGAGGAUCUGCUGGCUGCAC